Messenger RNA from Rhododendron vialii, 2553 nucleotides. RefSeq names its product protein SEEDLING PLASTID DEVELOPMENT 1. Gene Ontology annotation, molecular function: ATP hydrolysis activity. The record is from RefSeq and is a predicted model, not a curated record. The transcript is spliced from 9 exons. Lineage: Eukaryota; Viridiplantae; Streptophyta; Magnoliopsida; Ericales; Ericaceae. Bases 252 to 2342 code for a protein of 696 amino acids.
CCACAAGCUUCAACGGUCGUUAACAGCUGCUUUCUGUUUGGCCACCUCUUCCUACCUUUUGUGACUUUGUCCGAACGGAGAUUCCAUCGAAUCUUCUCCCUCAUCGCCUCCUCUUCCUUCUCUCUCCCCAACCCUUUUUCAAAUCCACACUCAACGAACCAAUCAAAAUCCCCAGAAUUAUAAAACUCUGAAUCCAUAACAGAAUUUGACACUGAAGAAGAGAGUGUUGUAGAGGGAGAGAGAGAGAGAGAAUGAGAGCUUUGAACUCACAUUUUGUGCUGAUUGAUCUCCACUCCUCAUGGCACUCGGCUACCCACAUCCCAACCUCAACUUUCGAUUACCUUAAGAAAAGCACUGCCUUACCCAAUUCCCUCUCGCAAGCAUUUCAUCGAACACGUCCUCGUCGACGAAGUGAAAUCUCGUCCUCCGCCUCUUCCGUGCCAUCAAUCCGGCGCCCGCUGGAUCGACUGGCGCCAGGAAAUGGGCUGUCGUCGAUUUCGGUUUUGACGACGUCGAGAUCGGGGGAAGUGUCGGAGCUGGACUUGUUUCUUGAGCUAGUGCCGUUGAGGAUGAGGAAUGAGCUGUUUGGGCACCAGGAGAUUGGGGAGUUGAUUGAAGUGGUGAUGGAUUUGGGCCGGCAGCCUCUGGCUCGGUUUCCUUCGGGGGAUUGGGUGAUCUCUGAGCAGCCUGUGAAGCCUGAGGAUCUAAGGCACGCUAUAUCAAAGGUUGGUGAGUUCUCGGAUGAUAAUCGUUCAGGCAUUGAUAGUUCCCUACACCGUAUAAGUGCUAUUCGAAACCGUAAAAUGCAAAUUAUUGGCCUCACGUGCCGCGUGGGUCGAGCUAUGUCUGGAAGUGCUGAAGUCAUACGCGACUUGGUUGAGGGGGGAGGUUCUAUAUUGGUUAUAGGACCUCCAGGAGUCGGCAAAACAACCUUAAUCAGAGAAAUGGCUAGAAUGCUGGCAGACGAGCAUAAGAAACGUGUUGUGAUUGUGGAUACAUCAAACGAGAUUGGAGGUGAUGGUGAUGUUCCUCAUUCUGGAAUAGGUCGUGCGAGAAGAAUGCAAGUUCCAAAUGUUCACAUGCAACAUAAUGUGAUGAUUGAAGCAGUUGAAAACCACAUGCCGGAAACCAUUAUAAUUGAUGAAAUCGGAACUGAGCUUGAAGCCCUUGCUGCGAGUACAAUUGCUCAGAGGGGAGUUCAGCUUGUUGGAACGGCACAUGGAAUGACUAUAGAAAACAUAAUGAAAAAUCCCUCCCUUCAGAUACUUGUUGGGGGCAUAGAGAGUGUGACUCUGGGUGACGAGGAAGCUAGAAAAAGGAAAGUGCAGAAGACAAUUCUUGAGAGGAAAGGACCUCCUACAUUUACAUGUGCAGUUGAGAUGAUUUCUAGGACUGUGUAUCACGUUCAUCACCGGUUGGAUAUGACAGUAGAUGCUAUACUGGCAGGAAAAUCUCCCCGGUUUGAGAUCCGUUGCAUGGAUUCUGAGGCAGAUAGUUCUUUGAAGGCAAUUGACUCUGUUUCAACACUUGAGAAGAACCAUCUAAAGGAAUCUCAGCUGGAUAAUGGUGAAGACAGAAGAUCUCAAAUUGAGUCUGAUGAGGAAGACGGAGAUUAUUCUCCAAAGAGUUCCAAUAAAUUGAGCAGAAAUAUUACUUGUAGCGAGGGGAGGCCGUUAGUUUAUGUAUAUACUUUUAAGAUUCUGGAAGCUGAUUUACUUCAAGUGGUAAGUGUAAUGGGCCUUGAAAAUGAGAUUGAUGUAACCGACGAUAUUGGAACAUCAGAUGCUAUCUUAGUAUCCAGCUCUGAAAUGAAGCAGAAUCCCUGGAUUCGUACUGUAUCUAGAUUCCACCAGGUGCCUGUAUUUGUCAUGAAGUCAAACACAAUGGCAAAAAUGGUAAAGGCAGUUCGUAUGAUUCUUGAAAUGGAUGCCUUUGGUUCUACAUCAAAGCGGGGACCCAGAAGUACUUUUGGCAUUGAAAUUGAUGAUGAUGCACCAAAAAGAAAGCCAUCAUUGGAGGAGAUUGAUGCUUUGGAGGAGGUUCGACUUGCGAUUGAAUAUAUUGUGAUUCCCGGAGGAGAACCAGUUGAACUUCUUCCCAGACGUUCUGAUAUUAUUGCCAGACAACUUGAGCUUGUGGAAAGCUAUCAGCUGGCCGCGGAGAAUUCAGGUACCGAGCAAAGCCCCAGGUUACAAAUCCUUCCCCAGAAGUUAAUCAAGAAGACUGGUUCCGGAAAAUACCAUAAAUCUACUCCAAGUUUAUCAAAGGAAAUAAGCCUGAAAUCACUAACCGGUGGCGUUGGAGGUCGUACUGUCUCUCGGCUGCCACUUUUGCCAGAAUAGUUCAACUGCAAAUUCCACUGGGAACAUACUCCCACCCUUUAUUGAUGCAUGUACAUUCACAUGUACAGUCCUGUAAAUUAUACGGUUAUCUUGUCGUCAUUUAAUCUUUGCCAAUUGCUUGUGUAAUUUCACUCCAUUGUUGCGCGAACAUUUCUUCUUCAUUGAGAAGUCUAAAGGAAUAAAAUCUUACGCGUAUUCUCUCGGAUUGGUA